AUGGCGCAGCGUGGAGUUUGUGAAGAUGGAAAAGCAAAUACAGCGAGACCGAGACAUUCUAAGGUAUGGGAGCAUUUCAGCCUAAAUAAACAGAAGAAACGAGCUGAAUGCAGACACUGCAAAACAGAAUUGUCAUUCCACGGCAGCACUACAGUGAUGCACGAGCACCUCAAACGCAAGCACCCUGCAGCCAUGAUUGCCAGCGCUACUCCAGACAGCACUAAGCAAAGGCGUGUGGAUGACUUUGUCCAGAAAAGAGGCUCAUGCACCCCUCAAAUGGCUGAGAUCUUGACAGACAGCAUACUCAACAUGUUUAUCAAUGACAUGAGACCAAUAUCCAUAGUUGGAGAUGAAGGCUUUAAGAAGAUGAUAAACACAUUCCACCCAGGUUACACCUUACCUUCCAGAACUCAUUUUACCAAGCUCAUGGAGGCAAAAUAUGAACAUACUGUGGGUAAGUUUAAAGAAUUUCUUAAGUCAACCAAGAACAAGAUUUCCCUGACAGCUGAUGCCUGGACCAGUGUUGCCACAGAGGCAUAUCUCGGCAUCACUUGUCACUUCAUAAGUGAUGAGUGGGAGCUCACUAGCUUCUGCCUCACAACAUUGCCAUUAGAAGAACGACACACUGGACCCAACAUUGCUGCAUGGAUUGAGCAGACUGUGGAACUGUUUGAGAUUCAUCCAAACAAGAUUAUGGCUGUCGUCCAUGACAAUGGCUCCAAUAUUGUGCUGGCAGCAAACAUCUUGCAGGAAAAACAUGGGUGGAUGUCUGUCCGCUGCGCAGGCCACACUUUACAGUUGGUGGUCAAUAAUGCACUGAAACACCCUCAGAUCAGUAAAGCACUGGGAGCAGCAAGGUGUCUCGUGGAGCACUUCAAACGAAGUGAACUGGCUUCAAGCAAGCUGAAAACCAAGCAAAAACAGAUGGGGACCCCAGAACACAAACUUGUCCAGGACAUUUCUACCAGGUGGAACAGCACCUAUUAUAUGAUGACUCGCCUGCUGGAACAGAGAUGGCCACUCACUGCAACUCUGUCUGACCCAGCUGUAACACAAAGAGGGAAACAAUACCUAGACCUCAAAGCUGAUCAGUGGACACUGAUAGAAGAACUGGUAAAAGCUCUUCAGGCCUUUGAAUGUGCCACUGUCUACCCGAGUGGUAAAAACUAUGUGACAGUCUCUUCCCUGCCUCCUUUGGUCAGAGGCCUUUUGAAGUCCACGCACACUGCCUAUGAUACAGCUCCAGUGCGGGCCUUCCAGACAGCUGCUUCAGAUGAGAUCAGUGCACGUUGGUCAAAAUUGGUCACUAUCACAGAUGAUGACCCAAGUAAACUGAUCAUAGCAGCUGCGCUAGAUCCACCUUUUCGAAAAAUGAAAUUCCUGGCACCAGAGGAGAGGUUUAAUUUUCAAAAUCAAGUUCAAACUCUGGCCUUACAGUGCAUGGAUGGGAGUAGUACUGUAAAGGACCUGAUCACCAAUGGGAAGGAAAAAGCCACAGCACCACCAGACAGGCAUGCUGCAGCCUCAGCUGCGAGAACUCCAAGUAGGUCUGUUUCAGCUCUCGAGUCCCUGCUAGGAUGUGACUCAACAGACAGCGACAGUGAAACCAAUGAGCAGGAUGCGCAAAAGCAACUGAUAACUAAUGAAAGAGUAGCACAAACUGGCUCUAACAAGGACAGAAAAAAGAGUGGAAGGACCCGAUCCACAAUUGUGCAAGAAGAUAUAUAUCUUAGACUGUGCAGUUUGAGACAAAAACGCCUCACAGGUGGUCAACUGACAGCUGCACUAAAUGGAACCUGUCAAACACCAGUGUCAGUAUCAACAGUGAAGAAGCGACUUCAGGAUGCUGGACUUCAUGGCAGAAUUGCCAAGAAAAAGCUAUACCUCACACAAGCCAAUAAAAAGAAAAGACUGCGAUGGGCCAAAGAGAAAAGACAUUGGACACUGGAAGAUUGA
This is a messenger RNA of Trichomycterus rosablanca, 1956 nucleotides long. RefSeq names its product E3 SUMO-protein ligase ZBED1-like. The record is from RefSeq and is a predicted model, not a curated record. Gene Ontology annotation, cellular component: nucleus. Gene Ontology annotation, molecular function: DNA binding. NCBI's taxonomy places the organism in Eukaryota, Metazoa, Chordata, Actinopteri, Siluriformes, Trichomycteridae. Bases 1 to 1956 code for a protein of 651 amino acids. Gene Ontology annotation, biological process: regulation of transcription by RNA polymerase II; DNA integration; DNA transposition. The transcript is spliced from 3 exons.